AUGAAGACCGCACCUGCAGGAGCCCAGAACGCCAAGCAGAAUGCCUUGGCUCUUAAGCGCUACCUGCCGCGCAAGCUUAGGGAAGCUGCCGAGGACGAGGCCGCAGUGGAGAAGGGAGUUGGACACGAUCUGAUCAUCUACAGCUUCGAUCGCCCCACUGGCCAGUACGGAUACACGCCCUUUUCUAUUCAACUGCGCCUUCGCCUUCGCCAUGCCGGCAUUCAGCACGUGGACCGCGCUGCCAACAUCUUCCAGGCACCCAAGUACCGGGUGCCCUACGUCAAGCUUGCCGACUCGGAUGAGCUUGUGGGCGAGUCGCAGUUCAUCAUCAAGCGUCUUGUGCAGACCGGCAAGCUCCAGGACCUCAACAAGGAGCUCUCCCCCUCCGACCAGGCCAAGGAUGCCUGCAUCCGAGCCAUGCUGGAGGACCGCGCUUAUUUCCUCAUCUUGUACGAGAGAUGGCGCGGCCAGUACGAGAUGAUGUGGCACGACGGCCCCUUUUCCCACUUCGUCUGGGGUGCGAAGCAGAUUUCGACCCAGGCAGCUCGUGGCUAUGUCAAUUCGCAGUUGUGGUUCCAGGGCGUUGGCCGCUACUCUGGCGAUGAGGUCAAGGCCUUCGCCACCGACGUCGUCAUGUCCCUGAACGGUUUCUGCGAGACUUCACUGUCGAAGCUGAGUCUCGAUUCGCGGGAGUCCCGGGAGCCUUUCUGGAUCCUAGGCGGCCAGCGCCCAUCCGAAGCUGACUUCAUUGUCUAUGGUAACCUCGCUACUGUCCUGGGUACCAGUGUUAACCCCGUCCAUGCCGCUCUCAUUCGUGAGAAGCCCGCCCUGGUCGAGUACAUGGGCCGCAUCCACGAGCGCUUCUUCUCUGAGUACAAGUCCCCUGUUCACGCUUAA
Messenger RNA from Colletotrichum orchidophilum, 897 nucleotides. RefSeq lists its product as uncharacterized. The transcript has 3 exons. NCBI's taxonomy places the organism in Eukaryota, Fungi, Ascomycota, Sordariomycetes, Glomerellales, Glomerellaceae. The record is from RefSeq and is a predicted model, not a curated record. The coding region runs from base 1 to 897 and encodes 298 amino acids.